Molecule: messenger RNA, 4778 nt
Organism: Dermatophagoides farinae (American house dust mite)
Lineage: Eukaryota; Metazoa; Arthropoda; Arachnida; Sarcoptiformes; Pyroglyphidae
Product: sodium/calcium exchanger 1
Biological process (GO): sodium ion transmembrane transport; calcium ion import across plasma membrane; cell communication
Cellular component (GO): postsynapse; axon; sarcolemma
Molecular function (GO): calcium:sodium antiporter activity
Source: RefSeq, a predicted model, not a curated record
UGUAGAGAUAUUUGUCACUGCAACAUCAUCAACAACCACACUAAACCAUUAUCAUCAUCGUCAUCAUCAUACGCCGACAUAUAAUUAUCACAUCUCAAUAACCGCAUCCGUUUUUUUUCUUUUUCCUCAUUCAUUCAUUCAUUCAUUCACAUUUAUUUAUUUUCAUUCCAAGUCAUCUCUCGCAAUAUAUUUGCAUUGUUCUCGUUUUUUUCUCUUUCUCUCACAAAUUCAAAGAUUCUCCUCUUCAUUUAUAUUAUUUAUAUACUUUAACCACUCACACUCCCACCACUUACGAUUUUUUUUUCACUUUGAAGAUUCUGGAAAAAAAACCAUACAUACCAACACAUGCCAUUAGUGUUCUGUGUGUUUGUUUUGCACAUUUUUUUCCACCGUUUUUAUCAUCAUCAUCAUCAUUGUCGUUGUUAUUCUUUUGCCAUAUUGUUGCCUAUUCUUGGUUAAUAAUAAUAAUACACUCACAAAGACACAACAGCCAACAGAAUCGAAAGAAUCUCACUUUUUAUUCAUUAGAAUAAAUAUCAAAAAUGCACUGGUUUAUGAUAUCUAUUCUCAAUAUCAAUGAUUUUUUUCUGUUUCCUAUUCUUCAAAAAUAUGGCGAUUUAUAAAAAAGAAUCCUCAUAAAUAAUGAUACGGAUAUUUUCAAAUGUUCAAUCCGUUGUUGCCUUUGAUAUGGUGAUUAUGUUUAAAAUUAUUAUGAUUUGUGUUUAUCGUGAUGGUGAUGGUGGUGGUGGUGGUGGCGGUGGCGGUGGUUUUGAAUGUCACACAAACAUCACAUUAUAAUGUAGAAAGAAAAAUAAAAAUGUGGCAAAAACAUCAAAUCGCAAAUUAUUCAACUAUCGAUACACAAUUGUAUCAAUCCUGCACUAAACGUUUCAAAUUUGGCACAUUCAACUUUUAAUUCUUUCAUCAAUUCAAUCAAGUGCUACUAAAUUUUCCACAUCUCUUUUGUGUAAAAAAAAUCAAUUCUCAUCAAUCACCUUGAUUAAUUCGGAAUUUUUUUUUUCAUUGAGAAAAAAACAUUUUUCAACUAAAAAGAAAAGAAAACAUGAUGGAAAAACAAAUCCAUUCGAUUUUUGUAUAUAUCUUCAUCAUCAUCUACUGCCAUUUAAUCGGCCAUGUUUUGUGUGGUGGUGGUCGUAAUCAUUCUGAUGAAAUAGAAUUAGAACCAGGUAGCAUCAGAUGUUCACCUGGUCUAAUCAUACCGGUAUGGGAACCUACCACAAAUUUAGCAUUAGGUGAUAUUAUUGCCCGUGGUGUUAUCUAUUUCGUAUUACUUGUCUAUAUGUUUGUUGGUGUUUCGAUCAUAGCGGAUAAAUUUAUGGCCGCAAUCGAAGUCAUUACUUCACAAGAGAAACAAAUUACAAUCAAAAAGCCAAACCGUGAACCACAAGUAAUUAGUGUACGUGUUUGGAAUGAAACCGUAUCGAAUCUAACAUUGAUGGCAUUAGGUUCAUCUGCGCCGGAAAUUUUACUUUCAAUCAUUGAAGUUUAUGCUCAAGAUUUUCAAGCCGGUGAACUUGGACCCGGUACUAUUGUUGGUAGUGCAGCAUUCAAUAUGUUUGUCAUCAUUGGUAUUUGUGUGUUUUGUAUACCAAAUGGUGAAUAUAAGAAAAUCAAACAUUUACGUGUAUUUUUUGUUACAAUGAUUUGGAGUGUUUUUGCCUAUAUUUGGCUUUGUUUAAUAUUAACAUGGACUUCAUAUGGUGUGAUUGAAAUCUGGGAAGGUUUAGUUACAUUUAUGAUGUUUCCAGCAACCGUAUUAACAGCAUAUAUUGCUGAUCGUCGUCUUUUAGUUUAUAAAUAUUUAUCAAAAAAAUAUCGUAUGAAUAAACGCGGCAUGAUUGUCGGUGCAGAAGGUGAAGAUAUGGAAAUGUCACAAACAAAAAUGAAUCAUAUCAAUGAUAAUGGUUUCAAAACUUUUGAAGAAAUUGAUGAAGAAGCCAGAGAAUUUGAAGAACAUCGACAAGAAUAUAUGCAAGUAUUACGUGAGAUAAGAAAAAAACAUCCAUCUGCAUCGAUGAAUGAGAUUGAAGUAUUGGCACGGAAUGAAAUUAUGAAUCGUGGCCCAAAAAGCAGGGCUUUUUAUCGUUUACAAGCAACACGAAAAUUGACCGGUGGAAAUGUGCUCAGUAAACGACGUGUUGAAAAGAAAAAAGAGAUGAAAAAAUCUACGAAAAAAGAUGAUAAUACAAUCAAAGUAUUUUUUGAUCCAGGCCAUUAUACUGUCAUGGAAAAUGUGGGACAAUUUGCUGUUACCGUAUCACGUGAAGGUGAUCUUAAUCAUUCGAUUUGUGUUGAUUUUAAAACUGAAGACGGUACAGCAAAUGCUGGUUCCGAUUAUGAAGCCGUUGAGGGUACGCUCAUUUUUCGUAGUAGUGAAGCACAUAAACAGAUUUAUAUAACCGUUAUUGAUGAUGAUGUAUUUGAAGAAGAUGAACAUUUUUAUGUCAUAUUAAGUAAUCCAAGAUUUUUAAGCCAUGAUAAUUUAAAUGGCAUCAAUCAAACUGCUGCUGGUAGCAGCAGUGGUGCGAAUCAAAAUUUACCCAAAUUGCAAUUAAGUACACCGGCUGUUGCUACCGUCAUGAUAUUGGAUGAUGACCAUUCGGGUGUAUUUUCAUUCUCUGAAGGACAAUAUGAAAUAUCCGAAUCUGUUGGUGAAUAUCAUCUAGAAGUUAGCCGUUAUAGUGGUGCAAGAGGAAAAGUUAUAUUACCAUAUAAAACAACUGAAGGUACAGCUAAAGAUGGUAAUGAUUUCGUGCAAACAUCUGGACAUAUUGUAUUUGAAGAUAAUCAAACAUCGCAAUAUAUUCCAAUCAACAUAAUGGACAAUGAAAGCUAUGAAAAAGAUGUAAUAUUCUAUGUUGAACUUGGUGAACCAAUCCGUGAAGAAGAUUUAAAUGCCGAUAAUGAUGAUCGUGAAGCACAAACAGCAGCCGAUGCUGAUGAAAUUGCAUUGUUAGGAAAGCCAAAAUUGGGUGAACUUUAUAAAUGCCAAAUUCGUAUCCAUGAAAGUAAAGAAUUUAAGAGUAUGGUUGAUAAACUUAUUUCAAAAGCAAACACAAGCAUAACGAUUGGAUCAUCAUCAUGGAAAGAACAAUUUAUUGAAGCAAUAACCGUUUCUGCAGGUUUGUUAUUCAUUGAAAUUGAUUUAUUUUAUUCGAAUUUUAAAAUUUUUCGCUAUUUCAUAGGAGAUGAUGAUGAUGAUGAUGAAAAAAAAUACCCAACAUGUUCAGAUUAUGUGAUGCAUUUUUUCACAUUAUUCUGGAAAUUAUUAUUUGCAUUCGUUCCGCCAACAGAUUAUAUGAAUGGAUGGCUUUGUUUUGUUUGUUCGAUUCUGAUGAUUGGAGUCCUAACGGCAUUCAUUGGUGAUCUAGCAUCACAUUUUGGUUGUACCAGUGGAAUUAAAGAUACUGUAACAGCCAUUUCAUUUGUAGCAUUGGGAACUAGUGUUCCAGAUACGUUCGCCAGUAAAGUGGCUGCUCAAAAUGAUAAAUAUGCCGAUUCAUCAAUCGGUAAUGUUACUGGCAGUAAUGCUGUCAAUGUUUUCCUUGGUAUCGGUAUUGCAUGGACAUUGGCUGCCUUUGUUAAUGCAUAUAGAGGAAGAGAAUUCCGUAUCAAUCCGGGUAGUUUAGCAUAUUCGGUUACAUUAUUUUGUGUAUCAGCCGCAUUCUGUUGCCUAAUAUUAAUGAUUCGACGACGAGCUGGUGGUGAGCUCGGUGGACCACUUAUUUCAAAAACAUUGACAACAAUAUUAUUUGUCAGCAUUUGGUUAUUCUAUAUUCUAAUGUCAUGUUUAGAAGCAUAUGAAGUUAUUCCGGGUUUUUGAAAACAAAAACAAAAAGCCAAAAUUAUUUUUUAUUUCAAGAAAAAACGGCGCUAUACAUAUACAUCAAGACAUUAUUCAAGGGUAUCAAGAAAACAAAUGACGGAACAAAAAAAAAACAACAACAAAAACUUUAAUUAUAUCAAGUUCGUCCACUGAAUGAAGAUUUCGUCGAAAUGUGUGUAUGUUGUGAUCAUUUGAAGAAAAGGCCAACCAUUUUGAUCCGUUAAAAUUAAUUCGUUUCGAUUUUUUUCUUGUGAAUUCAAUUUGUAAAUGCCAAUUCUAUUUCUUGAAAAAAGUGAAUUAUCUCCUAGCAGAUAACAAUAAUAACGCCCUAUUAACUUGCCAAAAAAAAACAGAAGAAAACUACAUUGAAAUUGAAACCAACAACGACCAUCGACAAUUAUCGAUUUCUCAUGUGUAAAUAUACAAACAAUAACAUUACAAAACAAAACAAAACAAAUACUUUCAUCCUAUCCCUAUUUAUUUAUUCCUUUUCUUUCUUAAAAAAGUUUAGUCUAUUUUCUUGUCUUGUUUUUUCGGUUUGUCCAAUUCUGACAAUUUUAAAUUUUUAAUAGUUGAAAAAUUUUAUUUUCAAUUGUCUUGUGUAUAAUUACACAACCAACAAUUUCUCUCUUUCUGAUCGAUAGUGAUUCUCUCUCAAUCAAUCUCUUCUAAAAAAAAAAAUCUGAUUUGUCCAUAAUUUUUUCCCUUUAUCUGUUUUCGUGAACGCUAUUCUAGUGUUUUUUCUUUGCAAUUAGAUCCUAUUCCUUUUUCCCGUAUACUCGCUCGGGAAUUUCUUUUUUUAUUCGAAUUUGUUUUCAUCUCCGCCCAAUCGAUUCAUUCAUUAAUCUUAGCUAGACAAUUUAUUUGAAAUGAAAACGAAAAUUCUUUAUCAACAUCGAAAAGGCUUUACCUCUUAGCCGUUUCGAUAAAA